GUCAUAUGUCACUCAGGGUCUCUUUGUUUUGUUUUUAACUAAUUUUAGAAAUAUAAGAAACAAGCAAUACAGUUUAUCCGAAUUAAGAAUUUAUAUUAUAAAACAUAUUAUACAUAAAUAUUCUUCAUAAACCAUAAUUUUAACUGAGCGAAUGACAUUAUUUCUACCCAAUAAAGAUGAAUGAAUCUAAAGCAUAUUCAUCAUUAUUUGCGUUGGUAGAUAGUCACUUAUCAAAAACAAGUGUUAACGAAAGUGAUAGUGUUGGUUCUCAUAAUGAAAUACAAAUACCAUCUCUUAAUGGAUUGCGGAAUGGUAGUGUUUCCGAGACAUGGCUAUCGCUGCCCCCUACUCAAAGACUACCAAUACCAACUCUCAAUUCUGGUGAAAGUCCAAUAACAAAUGUUUUAGCUGAACAAGUGGCAAAUAUGCUUAAAGCUAAAGAAAAAAAGCAAGAAGAAGAAAAGAAACAAAAAUUAGAAGAAGAAUUGAAAAAACUUAAAAUUGAGGAUGAAAAGAACUCUGUUAUUGAUUUAAUGAAGGCUUUACAAACUUCAUACCAUCCGGAAACCAUGUCUCAUUCUCAAGAUAUUUUGAGUAGCAGCAGCUCCUUUGAAUCCCUUUUUGAGCUAAAAUUUACAGACUGUGAUAAAGAACCUGAAAAAACCAAGACUCCAGAGCCAUUGCUACCUUGUACUACAGACCUGUCACAUGUCUUGAAAAAUAAAGUUAGAAAAGCCAAAUGUUCUAAAUUUGGAAAAGUGGUUGCAUCCAAAUUAUGUCCUGUUGCUUUAGUUUACCUAAGGGAAAAUAUUGAUACAAAUAUUACUAGAUUUAGAUUUGAUACCACAUCACCUUGUGAUGCCAUUAAAGAAAAAUUAAGAAGACCAACAAUAUCUUGCACUUAUACUACAACAGAGAUCCCUGCCUCUGAUCACAUUGAUGCAUACAUGACAGAAGAAAUUUAUGUAAGUACUUGCCUGCAAUAAAAUAAUAUUUUGUUACAUUAUAGAUAAAUGUCAUAAUGAACAAAAUUAUCCAUUUAAAAAAAAAAAGACAUUAGACCUAACCUAAGACAUAUAAGACCUUUCUCACAAGCACUCUCUUUAACUAACAUAUCAGACAAGUGCCUUCUAACUACAUUAACUGAAACUGUUUACUCCUAUACUUUUACAUAGAAACAGUUAAACCCAAGAUCAACAUAAAAAUGAAAAUGUAUAAAUCUAAAAUGUUCAUUUAAAAGUCUACAAAAGAUUCUCUUAUUUAAGUCCACCCACAAGAAAAACGUUGGAUAGAAAACUAAUUGUUUAACAAUAUGCAAUAAAAUCAGAAAUCAUCUAUAGCUUCCAAAAUGGCUCAAAAUUGCCUAGAGUUGAAAGGUUUAUUCCAUAAGUUAAAACAUGGACCUCUUUAGAAAUAAGUAGAGGAUUAACAAAGUUAAAUUUAAAAAAAAUUAUGUUAUAGAUCAAAAAGUUCCAUUAAAACCAUUAGUUCUGUAGGUUUCAAAAUGGCUCAAAAAUUCUACCUCGCUUAUAAACAGCAAUUUUUUAGUACAUAUAUGUCUUAAAUAUUUUAUUGAAAUAGCUAAUAUAGUAUUACUUUAUGGUGGUGGUUAGAGAUGAAAAUAUAAAGGUAGAAACAUCAGAAUAGAACUAGACCGAGUAGAGCUUUAAUAACAAUGCAUAAUAAAUAAUUGAAUUAAGGUCCAAAUUAGAGGAAAUACUGUUUUUAUUUUAAAUCCAUUGUCCAAAAAGUGUGUGUUAAAUUGUAAAUAGUUUUGAGAUUUUAUUUAACAUUACAUUAUUAAUUAUUUUAUAAGACAAGCUGAAUUGCAACCUCCAAGGUACUUGUUUUUAUAAUUACCUUAUUUUGUGUUGUUGAUAGGUGGGACAAUUUUUUUUAAGACAAAUUAAUCUGUAUAUUGAAUGAUAUACUUCUGGAUAUCUGGAUAGUGAAUUUUAAUUUUGAAAUUUUUUAUACAUUUAAUAUAAAUUGAGCUUAAAAAUAAUUAAGUUUAGAUAUAAUUAGAAUUAGUUAAGAAAUUUUAAUAUUAUGUAUUAAUGGUAGAAAAUAUUUUUAUUACAAAAUUAUAUGUUUAAUGUUAUUUAAAAUUUAUGGUAUUUAAAAAAUUAUUAAUAAUUUCGGAUAUGUCAACAAUACAAAUAAAAUGUUAUUAAGGUUUUUUUUUAUUAAUCGCAACUGUAUUCAAAUAAAUUAGACACUGACAUGUGAAGAUACAAAUAAAAUAUAAACGCCUUAUAGUGUUGAGUUUUAUAUUGACAAUAUUAAGACAUACAUUGUGGUUAUUUGAUUCUCAAGGUUAAAUAAUAUACUUUCUAAAUGUAUAAAGAAAUGGCUUCCUAUGUAGACAUUUCUAAUGACUAAAAAUAAAGGAAUCUGAAAUGCAGAUCCGAUCUCGACUA
This is a messenger RNA of Danaus plexippus (monarch butterfly), 2420 nucleotides long. RefSeq lists its product as uncharacterized. The record is from RefSeq and is a predicted model, not a curated record. Bases 177 to 986 code for a protein of 269 amino acids. The transcript is spliced from 2 exons. NCBI's taxonomy places the organism in Eukaryota, Metazoa, Arthropoda, Insecta, Lepidoptera, Nymphalidae.